AUGUCGACCAGACAGAAGAUCCGAGAUAUCAUCAGCGUCGCAAAGGAGCACAUUUCCAUCAUGUCGGGCAGAUACCGCGUCUCGCCUACUGACUUCGACGAGCUGUAUCAGCUCUACCAACUAGACACCUCAGCAAAGGGGCUCUAUGAAUUCAUCGUUGACCACCCAGUCACGCACGCCAUAGCGGGAAGGCUUAAUGUCCGCCCUAUCGACGUGCUCGCGACCAUGGUCGGCAAGACGGCGGAAGUCUGCCAGAAGGAACUCGACGCUGGUAGGUCAUCGUCAACAAAACAGAUCCUGAUGUACCAAGACGCAGAGGCGAAGGCUGCUCGACACCGAGCAAAGACGAUGGCCGAGGCUAGGAGCGCGAGCGUGAGCGAGUCUACUCUGAAAGGCGCCAAGUCGCUGCAGGUCAGCUACGAGGAGGGCAAAGUGGAGAUGGAGAUGGAGGCGUGA
Molecule: messenger RNA, 456 nt
Organism: Daldinia caldariorum
Lineage: Eukaryota; Fungi; Ascomycota; Sordariomycetes; Xylariales; Hypoxylaceae
Exons: 3
Coding region: 1-456 (151 amino acids)
Source: RefSeq, a predicted model, not a curated record